ACACACAGACACUGCGAGGACAAGCCAAUCCACCCAGUAAAACACACAGACACUGCGAGGACAAGCCAAUCCACCCAGCAAAACACACAGACACUGCGAGGACAAGCCAAUCCACCCAGAAAAGUACAGACACUGUGAGGACAAACCAAUUCACACAGACAUUGCGACGACAAGCCAAUCCACCCGGCGAACACACAUCCAGCCAUACAGCCACAGUGGUAUAGAACAGGCAGUCACAUUAGCACAGCACUUGAUGUAAAACAAACAAAUGCAUUUAUAUUACACGAAGACCAGGGCAAAACCGAGCCAAUACCGAUCGUAAGUACAGUAAUCUCAGUGUGAAGUUUUACCAGUCCCACCAGACAAUCGUCUCUUUUGGCAAGACAAGAAGUAAUUUAUUCGUGCGUGUGGAUCGUGUGAUUCGAAAAUAAGGGCAAUAUCUAUCUAUCUCAUUCUGUAUAAAAUAAACAUAUGAGAGGGUUGAAACACGUGUCGGAGAAGCGAAUGUCCUCCCAGAUCCAAAGCAGUGAAGUUCAUCCAGUUUUUAUCCAAGCGAUCCCAUCUUCAGGAUGUCAGUGAACAGUUCCAUUGCUACUAGUAAAGGUGUUGAUUCAAACGCGGUUGAUACUUACGACAGUGGCGAUGACUGGGAGAUUGGAGUGGGGAAUCUGAUCAUCGAUUUAGACGCGGAUCUGGAGAAAGACAGGCAGAAAUUGGAGAUGAAUAACUCGAGUUCCAGCAGCAGCGUGAGCAGCAUUGCAGCCCCGGGCAGUAGCAGCAGCAGCAAGGACUGCGGGGCUAGUGUCACAGCAGCUUCAGCCCUUUCUGAGAGCCUCAAAUUUACCUCCGCUUCAGUCCAGCCACCCCCGGGAAACCCCCACAAGGAGACUGGCAAAUCCAAAGUGAAAAGAAGCAAAACUUCCAAGGAUGCUAAUAAAUCUCUCUCCUCCGCCGCACUGUAUGGGAUUCCUGAAAUUAGCAGUGCUGGCAAGAGGCAGGAAGUUCAAGGGCGCCCUGGAGAUGUUUCUGGCAUGAAUUCAGCCCUGGGUCAAACAGUUAGCAGCAGCAACAACAGCAGCAACAGCAGCGGUGGUUGCAAUAAUAAUAACAAUAACAUUAAUAAUAACACCGCCCUUGGCAAUUGCACUAAAAACAAAGAGGAGAAAGCGGGCAAGGGCUCGGGCAGGGGAGGCUCGAAGCGGGAUAAGGACGCUGCCAGGUCUCGCAAGGAUGGCAAUAAGCAGGAGGUGGGGGUGCACCCUGGACAGCCCCCGAUGUCGGUGCCGGUGACAUCCGCUGCUCAUCUCUUUAAUUUCGGUGCCAAAAGCGGCAGCAGCGCCUUGCAGUGCUGCGGGGAGCCCCCGGCCCGCAUCCAGGACAUUAAAACCACUCUGGAGUCAGGAAUAUUAAGCAACCCUGUCGUGCUGAAAAAAGAUGAUGAAGUGCAUGACGAGGAGAGUGCCCGGCCCACCAAGAAAUUGAAAACCGAGAAGCAUUGGUACAAUGACCAUAUCAAUGAAUUGGGGUGUGUAUUAGUUAAGGAAAAAACUCCUGAGAAUGGAAUCAAAGUGUUUCAAGGCAUGGCCCCCGAUACUGGGGCAAACGGAGGUAAGACGGUAAUGGGGGAUGUAUGUGGAGAAUGUAAACGAAUGGAGCGUUUAGAGGAAGUUUUGCUGAAGAAGGAUAUCGAGUGGGGUAAUCGUAGUGGUGUGGUUGAAAUUCAGAGUUGA
This is a messenger RNA of Rhincodon typus (whale shark), 1730 nucleotides long. Its product is annotated as zinc finger protein 608-like. NCBI's taxonomy places the organism in Eukaryota, Metazoa, Chordata, Chondrichthyes, Orectolobiformes, Rhincodontidae. Gene Ontology annotation, biological process: regulation of transcription by RNA polymerase II. Bases 570 to 1730 code for a protein of 386 amino acids. The transcript has 3 exons. The record is from RefSeq and is a predicted model, not a curated record. Gene Ontology annotation, cellular component: nucleus.